Orcinus orca (killer whale) is the source of this 4637-nucleotide messenger RNA. RefSeq names its product von Willebrand factor C domain containing 2 like (gene VWC2L). Bases 790 to 1458 code for a protein of 222 amino acids. Gene Ontology annotation, cellular component: AMPA glutamate receptor complex. The record is from RefSeq and is a predicted model, not a curated record. The transcript is spliced from 4 exons. NCBI's taxonomy places the organism in Eukaryota, Metazoa, Chordata, Mammalia, Artiodactyla, Delphinidae. Gene Ontology annotation, biological process: negative regulation of BMP signaling pathway. Gene Ontology annotation, molecular function: protein binding.
UCGGAUUUCGACCGAGCUCGGCUCAGAAGCCAGUUGUUGGCGCUGUCCGUGGUGCUGAGGAAUUCCCAGCUGCCGGCAGAAUGAGCUCCAAAUCAGCAGUCUGCAAACUGCUCUCAGUGAUGCAGAAACCCAGCUAAAGUUGCUCCUUUCCUUCACGUCCACAGUUAGUAUUUUCUGGUGUUUAAGAGGGGAUUCAAGCAACAUAUCGUGGAUGAUGCUGACGGUAUUGCCAGUGGAGUGGGUUUUAAGCUACAGCAUGCUGUCGCUGAUUUUGAUCCUCAGAGCCUAGCCAAAUCACCUCUACUGCCAUAUCAAACACUGUGUAAGUGAACUCAUGUGUGGAGGAGGCGUAAUCAGCCGGGAAAUUUCAUAGAAGGAUCUGGGAAAAGGCUAAAAAUAAGUUCAACAUGAUUCUGCUACUGGGGUCUGGAUUGCUAUAGGACCAGCAUUGCUUCUUGCUUUGAAUUCUGAAGACAGAUCCAAAGCAUAUUUCUUAUGUGUGUCUGCAGUGUUUCUCUCUGGAAGGGCGGGAGACUGCUUCUUGACUGUGUUUUGAAAUGGGAGGUAGAAUGGAUUGCCUUUAAUUCAAGCCUGAAAAUGUAUUCUUUGGAUAAUUAAAAAGAAACUGCUUUUCUAAAACAUACCUGAUCUUUUAGUUUCUAUUGGUCAAUGACCCCCACCACCACCAUUUAACCUCCAGAGUGAUUAGCCUGCCCCUCUUGUAUUCUCAUGGAAGGAGCUGAGUAUAUCUAAUAUUAGGAGAACAUCCAGAAUCCUUUGAGGAGGGGGAUGGCUCUUCAUAUUCAUGAAGCUUGCAUACUUCUGUUGGUCAUCCCCAGAUUGGUCACCUCUGCUGCCAUCAGUCAUGAAGACUAUCCUGCUGAUGAAGGUGACCAGACUUCCAGUAAUGACAAUCUGAUUUUUGAUGACUAUCGAGGGAAAGGGUGUGUGGAUGACAGCGGCUUUGUGUACAAGUUGGGAGAACGAUUUUUCCCAGGGCAUUCCAACUGUCCAUGUGUCUGUGCUCUGGAUGGACCUGUUUGUGACCAGCCAGAAUGCCCUAAAAUUCACCCAAAAUGUACUAAAGUGGAACACAAUGGAUGCUGUCCUGAGUGCAAGGAAGUGAAAAACUCUUGUGAAUAUCAUGGGAAAAAUUACAAAAUCUUGGAGGAAUUUAAGCCCUCUCCAUGUGAAUGGUGUCGCUGUGAGCCCAGCAAUGAAGUUCACUGUGUUGUAGCAGACUGCGCAGUUCCUGAGUGUGUCAACCCAGUCUAUGAACCAGAACAAUGUUGUCCUGUCUGCAAAAAUGGUCCAAACUGCUUUGCAGGAACUACGAUCAUUCCGGCUGGCAUUGAAGUGAAAGUGGAUGAAUGUAACAUCUGUCACUGUCACAACGGGGACUGGUGGAAGCCUGCUCAGUGUUCAAAACGCGAAUGCCAAGGCAAGCAGACUGUGUAGAACAGAUUCCCACCCGACGACGAGCUCUUAGGAGAGAAUGCUAUGCCUUCUACACUGCACAUGUUUAAAACAAGAGAAAACAAACAAACUCCUGCCAGCUACAACAGGGUCACCAGCAAAACCUUUUAGGGUUGACAAAAGUGAACAUUUUACUAAGAGGAAAUUUCUCUUUCUUUCUUGCUAUAUAAAAUAUAUAUAGCAUAUAGCUAUCAAAACUGCUUUUGUAAUUAUCCAUGCUUGAUGGUGACUUGACAACUGGAUUUCUGGAACAAAAAGAAAGAAAUAGCCUUGUACAGGUUUCUUCUCUGGUGACACCUCUGGCCUGCCAGCUCACCAUCCACUGACUUUCUCCAUUUUUACUCUUCUGUAAACCUGGCAUUUUUCUCUUGGAGUGAUUUAUUUUUUCCUCUUUAGAGUCUAAGGGGCCAGAUUUGACUGCACAGUAAGGUUUUGAGUUGUGUCAAAUAAGCUUCAGUAAAGCAGUGUCAGGAGUGAGGACCCUCCUGAUUAGGAAUAUGCAAAAGCACCCAAGCGAUCACUCCCCUCGAGUGAAUCUUGCCCUGCAGGGUCAGAAGAGAGAGGUGCACAUAGCUGGACCCACUGCUGGGCUGGGUGCGGAACUGGAGCUCAGUGCACUAUGCGGGGACUCACAAUUUGAUUCUUACAAACCACACAUUUCAUUCACAAAAUUUUGAAACUGCCGAUCAAAAACUAAUAUGUGAAGAAUACCACGAGCAUCACUAAAGAAUCCAAAGGGAGACAGGUAUUCAAAAUUGCAGCAUCAAUCACCAGACUCUCUCAUGAUGCUGAAUUGAAGUUCGGCUCAUAAUGAAACACACUACACCCACUCUGUCCCCUGGCACGAUAAAUACCAGAACCAGGGUGAGCAGCCCCACUGUGAAUCUGAAUCCUUCUGAACACUUCCGGCUUUUGAGUUCAGAUUUGGCUGAAAGCCAGUCAUACACACAGGCAGUUUUUCUGGUUCGGGACUGUGUUUGCCAUGUUACAGUAACGACCGCUCAGCCCUCUGUCUAAAACAUAAGAUUCAGGACACUCUUUCCACCUCAAGUGCUGAUUUAAAGAUUAGGGUAGAGUGAGUCUUGCACAAUACAAUUCCAUUUGUUGAACAGUUUUUAAAAUGUAUAUAUAGACACUGAACAAUUAAAAUGAACCUUUGAAGAGUCUCAAGGUUGCCCUGGUAAUGCUGCUAGUAUAGGAACAGAAAAAAUAAAAUACACAGGGUAUCCGAUGCCACCUCUAUUCAAGUGCAAACUUAACAAUUCUGAAACCACAUGGCAUAGCUAGUCACUUAUUCCACUCUCCUGUCUUGAAAACCCUGGCACAGAUCUGGUAGGGUCCUUGAGGAACCUUGAAGGUUGUCUUCAUUACCAAUGUUCUUUCCUUUUCUGCUCCCACUCUCACCUGGGCUUGGCCAUAGCUCCAGCGGAGUUGCCGCAUUCCUGUACAAGGUCUCUCAACCUCAGCGCUAUUGACAUUUGGGGCCAGACAAUUAAUUGUCAUUGGGAGCUGUCCUGUGCAUUUUUAGGAUGUUUAGCAGCAUUCUUGGCUUCUAUCCACUAAAUGCCAAGAGCAGUACCCUAACUGUAAUAACAGAAUGUCUCUGGACAUUGCCAAAUGUCCCCAGGCUGUGUGGAAGGGGGCAGAAUUUCACCUGGUUGAGAACCAUUGGUCUAGAAUAAUCAGUACAGAGUGGUUUUCUACCGGGAGGAGGGGAAGUACCAGGCAAGGUCUGGCUGAGGCUGUGGCUUUGGUGAGCCUCUGAGCCCUUGCGGACAGGCACGACCAGCAGCCCCCAGGGGACGGGUCAGUCUCCUCCAAAGGGAGUGACGCUUCAUCACCACAGGUCCACCCUCAGGACACACAUCUCUUUAGUCUCAUCAACUGGGUUUUCCUUUAAAAUCGUCAAGCCUCUCCUCCCUGGAAGCUCCUCCCGUCAUCAAGAAAGAGCUGUCAUUUCCAAAAUUAAUGUGUUGACGAGUUGGACCUGACACUUCUCACACACACUGUGCUCGUGUUCUGAUACCAACAGUCAGGCUGGCGCCAUCCGAGGGAGAACAUCGAGCCGCCUUCCCUUAGAACACCAAUUCGCAGCAAGGGUGGUGCUUUUCAGUUGCCACCCUGGAUACAUCCUAAAGACAGUCAUGAAUCAUUCAUGAACCGUUCUGCAUGAUUUAUUCCCACACUUCACAGCAAAGGCACUCCACACUUCAGCUUGUUUCUAGACAGAGAUGUAUCAUAGAGCUUUCUUUGCCCUGAGGUUGCCUACUGCCAGCCUCAAAAAUCUUCACUCUUGGAAAGAAAUAAUAAUAAUAAAUGACAGGAAUAAGAUUUGAAACCCAGAAAACAUCAUUAAUAGGGCCAUGUUUCAUAGUACCCUAUCUAUUAUUAAGGAGUUACUAUGUCCUUUGUAGAAAACAGAAGGCGAGAGCCACUGGGAAGCCAGGGUACAGAAAUUUUGCAUCAAAGGCUGGGCACAGUGAGAGUCACAACAAGAAUUUUCGAGAAUGAAGUACACUACCCAUCAAGAAACUCUCUUCAGAGAGUUUGCAGAAUGAAGGCUGCCCAGCGGCCUCUGUUACCAGCCAGAGAGAGGGAUUAUUUUAUUGUUGUCCUUGGAUUUUUUUUUUUUUUCCCUCUCAGAGUCUCACUACAAGCUGUUUCCUUUAAGACUUUGUAGCACUGACAUUUUUCCCCCUUUAGGGAGAGAUGAACCUAUACUGUGACAGAAUUUCUCAUAAACUGAUAAACACUUUACAACUUCCUUCUACCCAGUCAUUGAGAAAUCCUUUCCAAACUCUGAACAACACAGUUCUGGUUUCAUCUGUUGUUGUUGUUGUUGUUUUUCUUUUGAAAGCUUUGUCUGCAGCUACCCCAUCACCACUACCCUCUUACAUCUCCUCCGCCUUUGGUUCUUGGCUUUAACUACAGCUCUGUUUAAAUAAAGGAUCAACAUCCUGAUUGACAGCUGAUGCCUGUUAAAAAAUGAUUCAGUUUCUAAAAUCUUUGAAAAAUGGUGUGCCUGAAAACUAGUGAGAGAAAAAAAAAAAACACUAAACACUCAACUGUAAAAAGGGGAUUCUAGCUACAAUAUUUGAUGUGUAAAAGAAUAUAUUAUUAAAAAACUAUUUUGUUAAAUAUAAAGUGUGUUAACCAGCAAA